UCAAAAAAACACAAACACCCCUCUCCCCUACCUUUCACCGAAAAGUGCAAACACACACUUGACUUUUAGAUUAAGAACAUCAUUAACACUCCAUUAAAGUAAUCUCCCCCCAAAAGUCUUUCCUUUUAAUCCUGCAUGGGUUCAUGUGACUUUCAAUUCACUCCACAUUUUCCCUGUUACAAACUGAUCAGAUAAUGGGUUCUUAACUAUCUGUCAUUAGCAGAUAAAUUAAGGGAAACCCAGUUUUGGGUUUUUAACGGGGAUGAGUGGAAGGGUUGUUAAAACAGUUGGGGUGUUCUUGAAAGAUGGAAGCUUUUUAGUGUGUUGUUGUGGUACUGAGGUCUGGGUGGGAAAAUAAGGCUGAAAGUUUCAGGCUUUUUCUUGUUUGAAGAGAUGGGUGUUGUUACAAUUGGAGAACUGAAACCAAGUGUAUCUGGGAAGAGAUCUUUUCGUCCUAGUUCCAGUAUCCGGCAUGCAACAGAAUGGCUUGCAGUAUAUGUUCCUGCAUAGUCCCUAAACUAAUGUUACUACCAAACAUGCCGAUUUCUGACGUUUCAAGCGAUCUUACCGUUGAAGUUGGGGCAUCAAACUUUGCACUACACAAAUUUCCACUAGUUUCUCGAAGUGGAAGACUUCGUAGACUCUUGGUGGAAUCGAAGGAUGCCAAAGUUUCUCGAAUCAGUCUAGCAGCUGUACCCGGUGGAUCAGAGGCAUUUGAGAUUGCUGCAAAGUUCUGCUAUGGAAUACAUGUUGAGAUUACGCUAUCAAAUGUCGCGAUGGUACGUUGUGUAGCUCAUUUUCUUGAAAUGACAGAGGAUUUUGCAGAGAAAAAUCUGGAGACUAGAGCUGAAGCUUAUUUGAAGGAUAUGGUGCUCCCACAUAUAUCAAGUUCAAUAUCAGUUCUUCAUCAUUGUGAGACCCUACUGCCUAUAUCAGAAGAGAUCAACCUAGUUAACCGGCUUAUCACUGCAAUUGCAAACAAUGCAUGCAAAGAGCAACUCACUUCUUGCUUAUUGAAACUUGACCAUAACUUUCCUGGAAAAACUAUGCCUAAUAUGGAACCAGAAACACCUUCAGAUUGGUGGGGGAAGUCGCUCACAAUGCUUGGUCUCGAUUUCUUCCAACGAGUCCUCUCUGCAGUGAAAUCAAAGGGGCUAAAGCAGGAUAUGAUUAGUAAAAUUCUGUUCAAUUAUGCCCACAAUUGUCUUCAGGGUCUCGUUGUUAGGGAUCCUCAAGUGGCCAAAGGAAGUGUUUUGGACUUGGAGUUGCAGAAGAAACAAAGGGUCAUUGUGGAAGCAAUAGUGAGCUUACUCCCAACACAAUCAAGGAAAAGUCCAGUUCCAAUGGCUUUUCUUUCUAGCUUAUUAAAAACUGCUAUAGCAGCAUCAGUAUCUGCAUCUUGCAGAUCGGAUUUGGAGAGACGGAUUGGUCUUCAAUUGGAUCAGGCGAUUCUCGAAGACAUUCUAAUUCCAUCUAAUACACAUGGAAACAACCACAGCACCAUGUAUGACACAGAGUCAAUCUUGAGGAUCUUCUCCAUUUUCUUGAACCUGGACGAAGAUGACGACGAAGAUAAUCAGUUGAGGGAUGAAAGCGAAAUGGUUUAUGAUUUCGAUAGCCCUGGAUCUCCUAAGCAAAGUUCAAUCAUCAAGGUAUCAAAGUUAUUAGACAAUUAUCUAGCAGAAGUUGCACUAGACUCGAACUUGGUGCCAUCAAAGUUCAUCGCACUGGCAGAACUACUUCCGGACCAUGCUCGUAUAGUGAGUGAUGGAUUGUAUAGAGCAGUCGACAUCUUCCUCAAAGUUCAUCCUAAUGUCAAGGAUUCUGAACGAUAUCGACUGUGCAAAACGAUUGAUUCCCAGAAACUGUCUCAAGAAGCUUGCAGCCACGCAGCGCAGAACGAAAGGCUGCCCGUACAAAUGGCAGUCCAAGUUCUAUACUUUGAGCAGAUUAGACUUCGCAAUGCAAUGAAUGGUGGACAAAACCAGUUUUUCUUCGGCUCAAUCAACAGUCAAUUCCCUCGACGUUCAGGCAGUGGUGCAGGAAGCGGAGCAAUCUCCCCGAGAGACAACUAUGCGUCGGUGAGAAGGGAGAACCGGGAGCUGAAGCUUGAAGUUGCAAGAAUGAGAAUGAGACUGACAGACUUAGAGAAGGACCAUGUGUCUAUGAAACAGGAGCUAGUGAGGACUCAUCCUGCAAACAAGCUAUUCAAAUCAUUCACCAGAAAGUUAAGCAAGCUCAAUUCCCUUUUCCGGAUCAACAGUCUUAAGCCUACAGGGGGGAAGACCAGUUCAGAAAAUCGAUUCUUGUUUCAGAAGCGAAGGCGUCACUCGGCUUCUUGAUUGUAAAAAAAGGUGUGAGAACAAGUAACUAAAUGAGUGUAUAGUAUAUAUAUAUAUUUACAUAUUCUAGGGUGAUUGUGUCCAGAUAAUUAAUGUCAUUGUUGAUUCUUAGUUUUAUGUGUGGAAUGAGAUGAGAUCUCUGGAGGUUUUUGAUGGAA
This is a messenger RNA of Tripterygium wilfordii, 2500 nucleotides long. RefSeq names its product BTB/POZ domain-containing protein At1g03010-like. Lineage: Eukaryota; Viridiplantae; Streptophyta; Magnoliopsida; Celastrales; Celastraceae. The transcript has 5 exons. Bases 483 to 2342 code for a protein of 619 amino acids. Gene Ontology annotation, molecular function: protein binding. The record is from RefSeq and is a predicted model, not a curated record.